ACACCCACACACACAACUGACAGCGACAUGGAUUAGGUGGUCGCUACAAAGUUUCCGAGAGUUUUCUUGACUGUUCACUUACUUCCAUCAAUCUCCUCCCACCACCUUAGAAAGUAUAGGGAAACAGGGAGACGAUGAGGAAGAGAUUUCAUAUAUGAAAGACAGGAUAUCAGAUAUGGGAAAGAAGAAAGCCAAGAAGAGAUCCACCCUGGAGAUCACCGGCGGCGAGGGAUCGACGACACCUCAAGGUACUCCAAGAAAGAGAGGCCGGCCCCGCAAACUAGCAGUAGAGGAUGAGAAAGAAGAAGAGGAGGAGGCAGAAGAAGAAGAAGAUGAUGAUGAUGAUGAUGAUUAUGAUGAUCAAGUGGAAGAACCCAAGAAGAGGGAGAAGAAGCAGAAGAGGGUGGAAAGGGCUGCAGGAGAGGAAGAGGAGCAGAAGGAAGCAGCGGCGGCGAAGGCGGCGGCAUCCUCUGCUGCGGAGAAGAAGGAAGAAGUCACUGCAGGACCGAGCCAGCAACGACACCAGGAGAAGCCCAAGAGAAGAAGGAGGAGGAAGAGUCGACAGCCUCGUAAGAGUGCUUGAAUCCAAUACUUUCAUCACCAUCGUCGUCCUCCAAUUUUGCUUUCUGUUUCCAUAACCUCUGUUUCGUCCGGACAAAUCCAUGCCAUGGAACUCCUCCUCGCUU
Musa acuminata subsp. malaccensis (wild Malaysian banana) is the source of this 686-nucleotide messenger RNA. RefSeq lists its product as uncharacterized. Lineage: Eukaryota; Viridiplantae; Streptophyta; Magnoliopsida; Zingiberales; Musaceae. The record is from RefSeq and is a predicted model, not a curated record.